AUGGAUAUGGACUAUAUUGCCUUACUUGCCUCUGCACGAUCGAAAUUUGCUCUAUAUGUUUCGAUUCCAACCUGUUUCAUUAGUAUUAUUAGUGAAUUCCUCAGUCUAUUAAUUUUUCUCAGUCUGAAAACAUUUCGUCAAAAUUCUUGUUCAUUCUAUUUAAUGUUUAUGGCAUUAUUUAAUCUUAUUCGACUGACAUGUAGUACAUCAUUCAUCGCUAUAUCAAUGACUUUUUCAACAAAUUUUACAUCGGUUUUGUUGUUCUAUUGUCAAAUAAGAGCUUUUCUUGUUGCGACAUGUAAUUUAUCAGCUUUGAUAUGUUUAUGUUUAUCAGUCAUUGAUCAAUAUUUCGCUACAUGUUUUCGUCCAUCAUGGCAACGAUAUUCAAAUAUUCGAAUUGCUCGUCGAAUGAUGGUAAUAAUAACAUUAAUUUCAUUAUGUCAUGCGACACUUUAUCUUAUCUAUCUCAAUCAGUUAUCACCAACAAAUCCAUCAGUUUGCAUUUCAUCCAAUUCAAUCUUUUCUCAAUAUCAUGUUUAUGGAUUUUUCAUCACAUACGGAAAUGUGUUUCCAUUGAUCGCUGUGAUUUUUGGUUUGUUAGCUUAUCGAAAUGCGCGAAGUUUAUUAACACGAGCAAAUCUAUUUGUUCGACGUGAAUUAGAUAAACAAUUAACAACGAUGGUUCUUGUGGAAAUUUGUGUUUAUGUUUGUACUUAUACGCCAUAUUCAAUAGUAAAUACAGUUUCAGCGUUAAAUACAAAUCGUGACCCAAUUCUUCUUGCUAAAUUGAGUUUAGCUAAUGCGAUUACGCUGACGAUUAGUUUUCUAAGCAAUGGAAAUUCGUUUUAUACUUAUAUGUGUGUUUCGAAAAGAUUUCGUCGACAAGCAAAAUACGUUUUAUAUGAUUUGUACAUUAAUAAAUGUCAACCAAAUCGAAUUAUUCCAGCUAAUACUGAACAUCACGCAGAGACAAGAUGA
This is a messenger RNA of Adineta ricciae, 978 nucleotides long. The record is from the annotation of a GenBank genome assembly. Lineage: Eukaryota; Metazoa; Rotifera; Eurotatoria; Adinetida; Adinetidae.